GAUGCUCAGGUUUCAGCAGUAUCCAACAGUGUGUUUGUGCAGCUGAUGCUAGUGAACCACCCAUGUCUGGUCCCUGAGAUGUCUGAUCUGGACUACUGUGAUGCACAGUAUAUGGAGCUGGCUUUGAAAACUUGGACAACAUCAGCUCAUUCUGAAUGCUGUGGCUGUAUUGCUGACUGGGACCCUUACAAAGGAACACAUGUCUCCCUUGUUACAGCAACUUCACUGGGUGCCAGGCUUUUUCCAGGCACAAUUCGGAGACUUGGUUAUGACAUGUAAUGCACUUGGGACCAGGCUACCUGAAAGAUCAUCUUAUGCGUAAGCCUUCCAGGGACUGAAGAUAUUAAAGAGAGGCCCUUCUUUUGGUACUACCAUCUUCAGUGGUGCAUUUGGUGCUGAUGCAAGAGAGGGUCAUCUCAGUGGCUGCAAGGGAGGCCGAGUUUGCUGCCUCUUUGCUUUUUUGCUGCCAGGCAAAUCUGUUUUUAAUCAAUCAGGCCUUUGGCAAUAUGCCGGCUCCUGAGCAGACCCCUUUGGAAGAAGGGCUACAACAGACCACCCAGGAAUCUUCCACAAGUCCAGGCAUGGAGACAGAGGCUACUGCCACUACUAUUCUUGCUUCUGUAAAAGAACAGGAGCUCCAGUUUCAAAGGCUCACCAGAGAACUUGAGGUGGAAAGGCAAAUUGUUGCCAGUCAAUUAGAAAGGUGCAGGCUUGGAGCAGAAUCACCGAGCAUUGCAAGCACAAGCUCUACUGAGAAAUCAUUUCCUUGGAGAUCUGCAGAUUUGCCAAACACAGGUGUAAAUAAACUCAGAACAUCUGAAAGUGUUCAUAUUACUUCCUAUCAUGUUGGAACAGAGCCAGAACAAGGGAAUCUCUACUCACCAGAGCAAUCAUCACUCCAUGAAAGUGAGGGGUCUGUGGGUAACUCUAGAACUUCAACACAGAUGAAUUCAUAUUCUGACAGUGGGUACCAGGAAGUAGGCAAUUUCCAUAACAGCCAGAAUCUGGGAAAGGGGGAGAACAGACAGCAACAUCCAUUUAUUGGACCAAAUAAUAACCAUUUAGUGAGAAAUUCACGGGCUGAAGGUCAAGCUUUGGUUCAGACAUCAUCAAAUAUAGCUGCCAACAGAGCCAUGAGACGUGUGAGUUCUGUUCCAUCAAGGGCCCAGUCUCCUUCUUAUGUAACCACUGCAGGAGUUUCUCCUUCGAGGGGCUCACUAAGAACUUCUUUAGGGAGUGGCUAUGGUUCACCAUCUGUUACUGAGUCACGCUCUCUUAAUUCUAAUGUGUUCUCAUCCACAACAUUACCUGUACAACGAGCAGCCUCUCCAUUUACUGCACAAAGACCUGCUUCACCAAUAGCAGUGCGCCGAAUUGGUUCAGUGACAUCUAGGCAAUCAACCAAUCCCAAUGGAGGGACUCCCCAGUACCAGCCUUCAGUCAGGGUUGGUUCACCUCUUACACUAAACGAUACACAGACAAGAGUAGCCUCUCCACCCCAAACUCAAGUUGGAUCUUCAUCACCAAAGCGUUCUGGGAUGACUGCAGUUCCACAGCAUUUGGGAACAUCGUUACAACAGACACUUCAUGACAUUGAGCAAUAUGCGCAACAGUAUGAUAUCUAUGAAAGAAUGGUUCCACCCCGUCCAGAUAGCCUUACAGGCUUGAGGAGUUCAUAUGCUAGUCAACACAGCCAGCUUGGUCAAGAGCUGCGGUCAACUGUAUCUCCUGAUCUUCACAUUACUCCCAUAUAUGAAGGCAGAACCUAUUAUAGUCCAGUGUACCACAGUCCAAGUCAUGGAACAAGUGAUGCAUACCAAGGUUCCCAGACAGCAUUAUAUCGAACUGGAUCAGCAGGUGCUGGAAAUCUACAAAGAUCAUCCAGUCAGCGUAGCACGCUUGCAUACCAAAGAAACAAUUAUGCUCUGAACACAACAGCUACCUACGCAGAACCCUACAGAUCAUUGCAUUACCGACUCUCAGAGUCCAGUUACAAUAGGAUGCAACAUGCAGCCCCUGCAGAUGAUGGUACAACAAGAUCUCCUUCCAUAGACAGUAUCCAGAAAGAUCCAAGAGAAUUUGCAUGGCGGGAUCCCGAAUUGCCUGAGGUCAUUCACAUGCUUCAGCAUCAGUUCCCAUCAGUUCAAGCCAAUGCUGCAGCCUACCUUCAGCACCUGUGCUUUGGGGAUAACAAAGUAAAAACCGAGGUAUGUAGGUUGGGAGGGAUCAAACAUCUGGUUGACCUGUUGGAUCACAGGGUCCUUGAAGUUCAAAAGAAUGCUUGUGGUGCAUUGCGGAACCUGGUUUAUGGAAAGUCUACAGAUGAAAAUAAAAUAGCAAUGAAAAACGUUGGUGGGAUACCUGCACUUUUACGAUUGCUAAGAAAGUCAAUUGAUGCAGAAGUAAGAGAACUUGUCACAGGCGUUCUCUGGAACUUGUCUUCAUGUGAUGCAGUUAAAAUGACAAUCAUUCGAGAUGCUCUGGCAACACUAACAAACACUGUGAUAGUUCCUCACUCUGGGUGGAAUAAUUCUUCCUUUGAUGAUGAUCAUAAAAUUAAAUUCCAAACUUCUCUAGUUCUACGCAACACAACAGGAUGCCUGAGGAAUCUAAGCUCUGCAGGAGAAGAGGCACGGAAACAAAUGAGAUCUUGUGAAGGGCUGGUUGAUUCAUUGUUAUAUGUGAUCCAUACAUGUGUGAACACUUCUGAUUAUGACAGCAAGACAGUGGAAAAUUGUGUGUGCACACUAAGGAAUCUCUCCUACCGCUUAGAGCUUGAGGUGCCUCAGGCUCGCCUGCUGGGUAUAAAUGAGUUGGAUGACUUUUUGGGGAAGGAAUCACCUAGCAAAGAUUCAGAGCCAAGCUGUUGGGGGAAAAAGAAGAAAAAGAAGAAGAAAACAUUGCAAGAGGAUCAGUGGGAUGGAGUUGGCCCAAUUCCAGGAUUGUCGAAGUCUCCUAAAGGUGUGGAAAUGCUGUGGCACCCUUCUGUAGUAAAACCAUAUCUAACUCUUCUAGCUGAAAGUUCCAACCCUGCUACUUUGGAGGGUUCUGCAGGAUCUCUCCAGAACCUUUCUGCAGGCAACUGGAAGUUUGCAGCCUAUAUUCGAGCUGCUGUAAGGAAAGAAAAAGGGCUUCCAAUUCUUGUGGAAUUGUUGAGAAUGGACAAUGACAGAGUUGUUUCUUCUGUGGCAACUGCUUUGAGAAAUAUGGCAUUAGAUGUUCGUAACAAAGAGCUUAUCGGUAAAUAUGCUAUGCGAGAUCUGGUAAAUCGCCUUCCAGGAGGCAAUGGACCAAACAUUCUCUCUGAUGAAACAGUGGCAGCAAUCUGCUGUGCUUUGCAUGAGGUCACCAGCAAAAACAUGGAAAAUGCCAAAGCCUUGGCUGACACGGGAGGAAUAGAAAAACUGGUGAACAUAACAAAAGGAAGGGGUGACAGGUCAUCACUGAAGGUUGUCAAGGCAGCAGCCCAGGUGCUGAACACAUUAUGGCAAUACCGUGAUCUGCGUAGCAUUUAUAAAAAGGAUGGUUGGAAUCAAAAUCAUUUUAUUACUCCAGUGUCAACUCUUGAGCGUGACAGAUUCAAGUCACACCCCUCCUUGUCUACAACAAAUCAGCAAAUGUCACCUAUCAUUCAGUCUGUUGGCAGUACAUCUUCAUCACCGGCACUAUUAGGAAUUAGAGAUCCUCGUUCCGAAUAUGAUAGGACCCAAACCUCUAUGCAGUAUUACAAUAGCCAAGGUGACGGGAUUGCACAUAAAGACAUCUAUACUGGGUCUAGCAAACCUUCACCAAUUUAUAUCAGUUCCUAUUCUUCACCAGCAAGAGACCAAAAUAGACGACUACAGCAUCAACAGUUGUACUACAGUCAAGAGGAUUCCAACAGAAAGAACUAUGAUGCAUACAGGUUAUACCUACAGUCCCCACAUAGCUAUGAAGACCCAUAUUUUGAUGAACGAGUUCACUUUCCAGCUACUACAGAUUACACAGCACAGUAUGGACUGAAAUCAACCACAAACUAUGUAGACUUCUAUUCUACCAGACGACCUUCAUAUAGAGCAGAACAAUAUCCUGGGUCUCCUGACUCCUGGGUGUAGCAUUAGAAAACCACAAAGAGGAACACUGUAUCUUUCUAACUUUGCCUGAGAAGAGAUUUAGUGAUGGGUUUGCUGUUUUGAGGGAGAAAUGUGAAAGUGAAUUACAAAGAAGGAAACAAGGAAGAGCUUUUUUCCCAAUGGGGAUUAUCUGGAAGAUGGGAGAGAAAUUGGAAAGGGAGAACUUUUUGCUCUGUUUAGAUGUUAGACCUAAUUACUUGUAGUUCCUAUAGUCUGGUGAAGGAGUGGGCAAUGUGAUGAAAGGUUUGAGAAUUGAGGGGAAAUGGAUUUGGGAAAUGUGUAGGUCAGAUCAAAUUUCAAAUGAUUUUUUUAAAAAAAUGUGAAUAAAAGUCUUGUUCUCAUAGUUUGUACAGAAACAAUGGAUGCUCUUCUUGUUCUACUAUUGCUAAAUGUCAAGAUUGUAUGCUAUCAUGUCUUGUAAAUUUCUUUUUAGUUGGUGUAAAUAUGGAAAUGCCACACUGGUUGGAAGUGCCAUCAUUUGUAAUACCGUGUGUCAUUUUAAAAACAGGUCUCAAAAGCUGACAUCUUAAAAAAAGAGUGAGCGAGAGAGAAAACAUACAAUAAGUUGUUAUAAAUAAAUAUCAUUUUGUUUUUAAAAUGAAUGGUGUAAUUUUGAAGCACAAACUUCAGUCCAGUAUAUCUGCACCUUUCUCAUUCCCUGCCUCUUUCACAGAAUAGUUCACUGCCAUUUUUAAUGCCUAUGGGAAAAAAAAUAAAUGUGGACGUCUCAUCCAUGGAAAGUA
This is a messenger RNA of Varanus komodoensis (Komodo dragon), 4855 nucleotides long. RefSeq names its product plakophilin 4 (gene PKP4). Lineage: Eukaryota; Metazoa; Chordata; Lepidosauria; Squamata; Varanidae. Gene Ontology annotation, molecular function: cadherin binding. The transcript has 22 exons. Gene Ontology annotation, biological process: cell-cell junction assembly; cell-cell adhesion. The record is from RefSeq and is a predicted model, not a curated record. Gene Ontology annotation, cellular component: adherens junction; cytoplasm; nucleus. The coding region runs from base 399 to 4094 and encodes 1231 amino acids.